UCAACGUGCUCGCUAUUCAAGUCAUGGACUGCAGCGAGCGGGGGAACCAUUAGGAGCCGGUGGCACACACACACACACACACACACACACACACACACAGACACAAAAACGCGCUUUAUUUGCAACACACGGAUGAUGCUACUGCUGAUGCUGCUGCCACACCACCAGCACCCGGAUCGGACACACUCUCUCUCUGACAAGCGGAAUUAUUACUAAUAGCUUUGUGCGCUUAUGUAAUCAAUACACCGGAUUGCUUUUUUGGGGGGGUUGGAAGAAAAAAAACACAGCAUCCCGUGGAUCCUUCCUUCUCCAUUCUAUACUUGAUUUAGAAAACAGUGUAUUGCCAUAUGCUCUGCGAUUUUUUAUUUUUUUUUUGUAGAGCAGCCCAUCCAUGGCAACCCAUUUGUCCUGAUGCGACGCGUGUGAUGGUUGCAGUGGGACGGAUAUCCUUAAUUCUAUCCAAUAGGCGUUCUCAGGGUGUUUUUUUUUUUUUUUUGGUGGUAUAGGACGCUUCUGCACCCCCUUUCUGCUCUGACCUUACCAAUGCUUUACAUAGGUAAUUAAUUGUCAUGUCUGUUUACACUGGUUAUUUGGAGUGAAUGAAGGAAAAAAACACAGCUUGAAAUCCAAAAGAUCCACUUUGGUUGUAUUUUUUUUUUUUAAUUUGUUGGAUUUGAUUUUUCCCAAAAGGAAACCACCGGUGGGAGUCAUUUUUUUUUUUUGGACUGUGACUGUUUUUUUUUUUUUGGGGGGGGGGGGAGAAAGAAGGAGGCCUAUACACAGACUUGAUCCCCCCAUCCAAAAACUCUGCAGGAUUUCCUCCUCCUCCAGUCCGGAGGGAUCUCUUCAGGUCCAGUGGGGGGGUUAUACUGCUGGGUCCCUCUGAAGGGGGGCUUUUUCAUCACAUCAUCCGAGGGGGGUAAUGGUGGCCGGCGCACACCACCACCACCACAUCAUCCUCCACGCAACUCUUCCUGAAUGUUUGGCAUUUUUCGCAGGCGAGCAUCUUGACUUGUGAUCGAGAGAGACGCGCGGACUGCAGCAGCAGCAGCAGCACCUCCGAUCCUCCGAUCCUCCGAUCCUCUUCUCUUUCACAUGGAGAUCUGCGCCUCGCUCGUCCUGCUGCAAAAAAUCUUGAAAACGGGGACCACCGGGGCCCUGCUGGUUUCUCCUCCAACCUCGAUUUCAUUUAUUCGAGAAAAUGCAGAACACAAACAGCGGAUGAACUAUGAAUGCUGAACACAAUGAUCUCCUCCCUCCAGCGCCAGACAAUGAGAGGUCGUAGGCUGAAGGGGGCGCUGUCCAACCCCCUCUUUGUGCUGCUUUUGGCCCUCCAGAUCCUGGUGGUGGCUGGGCUGGUUCGCGCUCAGACCUGUCCUUCCGUCUGCUCAUGCAGUAACCAGUUCAGCAAAGUCAUAUGCACCCGCCGCAGUCUACGGGACGUCCCAGAUGGCAUUUCCACCAACACUCGCUACCUGAACCUCCAGGACAACCUCAUCCAGGUCAUCAAGGUGGACAGUUUCAAACACCUGCGCCAUCUGGAGAUCCUGCAGCUGAGCAAAAACCACAUCCGCAGCAUUGAAAUCGGCGCCUUCAAUGGACUGGCCAGUCUCAACACUUUGGAGCUCUUUGAUAAUCGGCUCACGACAAUCCCCAAUGGAGCAUUUGAGUACCUGUCCAAGCUGAAAGAAUUGUGGUUGCGGAACAACCCCAUCGAAAGUAUACCAUCUUAUGCCUUCAACCGGGUCCCCUCACUUCGAAGGCUGGAUCUAGGUGAGCUCAAACGCCUCUCCUACAUUUCUGACGGAGCCUUCAAGGACUUGAGCAACCUGCGCUACCUGAACCUGGGGAUGUGCAACCUCAAGGAGAUCCCCAACAUCUUACCUUUGGUCAGGCUUGAAGAGCUAGAAAUGUCAGGAAACCAGCUCUCCGUUGUCAAGCCCAGCUCGUUUUUAGGAUUGGUGAACCUCCAGAAGCUGUGGAUGAUGCACGCCCAGAUUCAAACAAUCGAGAGGAAUUCCUUUGAUGACCUUCAGUCACUGGUGGAGCUCAACCUGGCUCACAACAACCUUACCUUUCUACCACAUGACCUCUUCACACCGUUGCAUCGCCUGGAGCGGGUCCACCUCCAUCACAACCCUUGGAACUGCAACUGUGAUAUCUUGUGGCUCAGCUGGUGGCUGAAGGAGACGGUCCCCGCCAAUACGAGCUGCUGCGCCCGUUGCCAUUCUCCUGCAGUCUUUAAAGGUCGCUACAUUGGGGAAUUGGACCACAGCUACUUCCAGUGUGAUGUUCCCGUCAUUGUGGAGCCACCCAGUGACUUGAAUGUGACAGAAGGCAUGGCUGCGGAGCUUAAAUGUCGUACGAGCUCGCUGACAUCCAUCAGCUGGCUCACACCAAACGGCUCGUUGGUGACACACGGGGCUUAUAAGGUGCGUUUGGCUGUACUCAAUGACGGGACACUGAACUUUACUAGCGUCACAAUGCAGGACACUGGGACUUACACCUGUAUGGUGAGCAACACAGCAGGCAACAUUUCUGCCUCUGCUGUGCUUAAUGUCACUUCUGUGGAAAACAGCGGGGUGACCUAUUUUACCACAGUCACCGUGGAGACCAUUGAGACCCCGGGGGAUGAUAGCCAAACGCCACUUCCCCCAUUUGGCUGGGUGUCCUCCUCUACAACAAAAGGUACUCCUGUUUCAACAAGGACCACAGAGCGGACUUACACAAUUCCGGUCCUUGAUCUGGACGGAGAGGGAGCCCUCAAUGGCCUGGAUGAGGUGAUGAAAACCACCAAGAUUAUAAUUGGCUGCUUCGUGGCCAUCACGCUCAUGGCUGCAGUUCUGCUGGUUAUUUUCUACAAGAUGAGGAAGCAGCAUAACCAGCAGGACCCUGACGGCCCUGCCUCCUCCAUGGAGGUCAUUACAGUCGAAGAAGAGCUCGCAGGUGUCGCCGCCAUGGAGAGACACCUAUCGCUGCCCCCUCUGGAGCACUACAACCACUACAACACCUACAAGAACACGUACCACCACGCUCCCAUGCUCAGUACCAUACACAGCUCAGCCACACAGGAACCUUUACUGAUUCAAGCCUGCUCAAAAGACAAUGUACAAGAGACCCAAAUCUGAUCUUUGAAUUUGACAUCCAGUAUCAGCAGUUUCAUACUUGGGAGUACAAAUGGACCAAAACGUGAAGAUAAAAGAAGUCAAAAUGACAUUGACUUGACAGAGUUGAUGUCGAUAAUGGCGAUGAAUCAGCAUUUGGCAAAAGGGACGACAUAUGAUACUUUAACAAGUGUCUUUACAAAAACAAAGAUUAUUUAUUAAAAGUAUGUCUAGUGGCUAAAUGAAGAAAAACAUUUUGUGAUAGCUUUUUAGCUCAUUUUAUUUCUCUCUCUCUCUCUCUCUCUGUGUAAUACUGCACAAGGGAAAGAAUGGUUUACAAAAAAAGUGAAUAUGGAAUGUAUUAAAUGCACCUCAUUUGAAACCACUGUAGAAAUUGGCCUUAAACUAAAAGAAAUGCAUUGAUUUAAUAUUUUGAUUUCACCUGAUAAUAAUAUGUUUUGUUGAAGGGCACUGCUUUAGUAUUCAUGAGCAUUUAUUUGCAAGUCAUUCAGCAUACCGUGUCCAAUUCGGCGGAGGUUUGUGAGAGACGAAACCUAAAAUGGGGUUAUUUCCAUUGCCAUCGUAUUCUCGCUGUCACUCAAACCCAAAUGAGAUCUUUUAAUGACGCAGCUCUGGAUGAUAUCACAGUGAAGCCAGCAUGCCUGAGGAGCAGAGCAGCCAAAUUAGUAACCGUGCAUUUCCCCCGUGGCUCCUAAACAACAGCCAUACAUCCUUCACUUUAAUUAAGAUUAGGUUUCUUGCUCCCACUCCUCCUCCUACCUUAUUCUUUACACUUCAACCUUUACUUAUUCUCUCCUUCAACUCCUCCGUCUGAGUUCUCCAUCUUCCCUGUCUACUCCCUCUCUGCUCUCUCCUUUCCCCCGUGUCCUCUUGCUUCUUUGAUUGUCUCUCUGUCACCUAGCUCAGUCACGUUCCUCACCCCUCGCCACGUCUCAUUUGUCUCGCUUUAUCCGUCGGCAUGUGCGGCACGACGGCGGAAUAUUGCUCGGGAAAAUGAAGGGGAGCAUAAGGCUGCAGUCUGUAGCCUCCCUGUUAACCCAGUAAUGAUCUACGUCCACUCAGUGUCGCGUUACCUUGCCAUCACCCCAGGGUCACACGUGCUCGGGCGCUGAUAGUCCAUCUGUUAUACAGAUAAAGAGGCAAAUGAGGCUGCUUUGUAAUGUAGUGUGACCCUGUCAGACUAACGCAGACGGGGCUAACAUACUCAGUGAAGCAGUUAGGAACCUGCAACAAAAUAAGGGGAGAUGGGUUAUAGCUCAUUAAUCUGUAUCAGCAGUUCAUUUGCAGACGAACCGAGGAAAAGCUGAUAACAAAACAGCGUGAGACUUUUCCACUCUCCCUGUGCCCAACAUCUAACGGGGGGUAGAGGCCUUUGAUAUUGAAGCAACCCCUGCUCAGUCUCAUUUUUGUCAGGGAAAAAACGCACGCAC
Messenger RNA from Sebastes umbrosus (honeycomb rockfish), 4555 nucleotides. It is a transcript of the gene lrrc4cb, whose product is annotated as leucine rich repeat containing 4C, genome duplicate b. The record is from RefSeq and is a predicted model, not a curated record. Gene Ontology annotation, biological process: synaptic membrane adhesion; modulation of chemical synaptic transmission; regulation of axonogenesis. The transcript has 2 exons. Gene Ontology annotation, molecular function: cell-cell adhesion mediator activity. Lineage: Eukaryota; Metazoa; Chordata; Actinopteri; Perciformes; Sebastidae. Bases 1233 to 3128 code for a protein of 631 amino acids. Gene Ontology annotation, cellular component: plasma membrane; glutamatergic synapse; postsynaptic density membrane.